GGCUUUAGUGCCUGGGACUGAAGUAGAUGAUUUCAAUAAAUUGCGCUGUGCCUCUCCGUGACCACCCUCUCCUUCUCCUCAGGUCUCGAGAUCCCGCCCAAUACAACCCCCAGCCCCCGUCACCAUGAACCACUCCAGCAACAACACCCAGGCGGUGCAGCUCACAGGCGAGGAGAUUGCGAAACACAACAGCCGGGAAUCAUGCUGGGUUAUUGUCCACGGCCGUGCCUACGAUGUCACUGAGUUCCUGCCAGAGCAUCCAGGAGGCCCCAAAAUCAUCCUGAAGUACGCUGGCAAGGACGCUACCGAGGAGUAUGAGCCCAUCCACCCGCCCGACACACUCGAGAAGUACCUGCCCAAAGACAAGCAUCUCGGCGAGGUGGACAUGGGAACAGUGGCAAAGGAGGAGAAGGAGUUCGACCCCGAUGAGGAAGAGAGGCAGAAGCGCAUCGAGUCCAUGCCCAUCUUGGAGCAAUGCUACAACCUGAUGGACUUCGAGGCUGUCGCCCGCAAGGUCAUGAAGAAGACGGCAUGGGCAUACUACUCGAGUGCUGCAGACGAUGAGAUUACGCUGCGUGAAAACCACAGCGCUUUCCACAAAAUCUGGUUCCGCCCACGAGUCCUCGUAGAUGUUGAGCAUGUCGACAUGUCCACCACUAUGCUCGGCACAAAGGUUGACAUCCCGUUCUACGUGACCGCUACUGCGCUCGGCAAGCUCGGACACCCAGAAGGCGAGGUCGUCCUGACCCGUGGCGCGAAGAAACACAACGUUAUUCAGAUGAUCCCAACAUUGGCAUCUUGCUCGUUUGACGAGAUUAUGGAUGCGGCAGACGAUCAGGUCCAAUGGCUGCAGCUUUACGUGAACAAGGACCGUGAAGUCACCAAGCGAAUUGUACAACACGCCGAGAAGCGCGGUUGCAAGGGUCUGUUCAUCACCGUCGACGCACCUCAGCUUGGUCGUCGCGAGAAAGAUAUGCGAUCCAAGUUCAGCGAUGUGGGUUCUAGUGUCCAAAGCUCUUCCGGGUCAGCUGUCGACCGAAGCCAGGGUGCCGCACGAGCCAUCUCGUCCUUCAUUGACCCGAGUUUGAGCUGGAAGGAUAUCGCCUGGUUCCAGAGCAUCACUAAGAUGCCCAUUCUGCUGAAGGGUGUCCAGUGCGUCGAGGACGUUAUUCGCGCCGUUGAAGUUGGCGUGCAGGGUGUCGUUCUUUCCAACCAUGGAGGUCGCCAGCUAGACACUGCACGCUCUGGCAUUGAGAUCCUCGCCGAAGUCAUGCCAGUCCUGCGAGCGCGCGGCUGGCAAGACCGCCUGGAGGUCUACAUUGAUGGUGGUGUACGCCGUGCGACAGAUAUCAUCAAGGCCAUGUGCCUUGGUGCCACCGGUGUUGGUAUUGGCCGCCCAUUCCUUUACGCCAUGUCUGCAUACGGUCUGCCUGGUGUUGACCACGCCAUGCAGCUGCUGAAGGAUGAGAUGGAGAUGAACAUGAGGUUGAUCGGUGCUGCGAAGGUUUCAGAUCUGAACCCUACCAUGAUUGACACACGAGCGCUCAGCUCCCACAUCGCGCCAGUACCUGUCGAUACUCUUGGCCUCAAUGUCUACGACUCGCUCGUCGGGCCUCAGGAGAAGGCCAAAGCCAAGUUGUAGCGUCUGGGGGCGGGCGAGCUGUACAUAUGCAUUACACUGGAGCGUUUAGAAAUGUUAGGUUUACAUGUAACUUAGGGUCAACUAUUCCAUUG
This is a messenger RNA of Didymella exigua CBS 183.55, 1734 nucleotides long. RefSeq names its product L-lactate dehydrogenase. Bases 125 to 1642 code for a protein of 505 amino acids. The transcript has 2 exons. Gene Ontology annotation, biological process: lactate metabolic process. Gene Ontology annotation, molecular function: heme binding; L-lactate dehydrogenase (cytochrome) activity. The record is from RefSeq and is a predicted model, not a curated record. NCBI's taxonomy places the organism in Eukaryota, Fungi, Ascomycota, Dothideomycetes, Pleosporales, Didymellaceae.